GUCCUGGCUUAUGUUCUUAAAGUUUUAAACGACAGAUACAAUUAUGGGCUUGAUUUAUUUUUAUUGUCAAUUGACGAGGGAAUAACAGGUUACAGGGAUGAUAGUUUGAAAACAGUCGAGCAGAACAGAGAUGACUAUCAAAUGCCUCUUAAAAUUCUGUCUUACAAGGACCUUUACGGUUGGACAAUGGACAAAAUAGUCGAACAAAUAGGCCGUAAAAAUAAUUGUACCUUUUGCGGGGUAUUUAGACGCCAAGCUUUAGACCGUGGUGCUGCUCUUCUGGAGGUUGAUUGCAUUGCUACUGGACACAAUGCUGAUGAUAUUGCAGAGACUGUUUUGAUGAAUAUUUUACGGGGAGAUAUUGCUAGGCUUGAAAGAUGUACAUCUAUAAUUACGUCUGGUGAAGAUACAAUAAUGCGCUGCAAACCACUGAAGUACACUUACGAAAAGGAAAUAGUAAUGUACGCUUACUACAAACAGCUCGUUUACUUCUCAACCGAGUGUAUAUUCGCUCCGAACGCGUAUCGCGGACACACGAGGACUUUUUUGAAAAAUUUGGAAAAAGUACGGCCAUCCUCAAUCAUUGAUAUUAUCCAUUCGGGCGAAAGGUUGCAGGUCAAAGGGACUGUGAAGAUGCCUGAGCGAAGACACUGCAGUCGUUGCGGAUUCGUGUCCAGUCAGGAAAUUUGCAAAGCUUGCAUUCUGCUGGAAGGGUUGAAUCGCGGAUUACCUAAGCUAGGCAUCGGGAAAUCUCAACGUGCUAUGCAGCUUCUGACUAAGGAUAAAGAAAAAUCUGUUGAAUUUUAG
This is a messenger RNA of Cotesia congregata, 807 nucleotides long. NCBI's taxonomy places the organism in Eukaryota, Metazoa, Arthropoda, Insecta, Hymenoptera, Braconidae. The record is from the annotation of a GenBank genome assembly.